UCUGCAUCUUCUUAUCAAGACACCACAUUCUUUCCUCGUUUAGACACUCUCACGCUUGGAGAAAUGCCAUGUCUAAAGUGUAUCGAUGAUGAAAAGAAUACUUGUAGUAGGAGUAACAAAAUUUCUUCCAGUGUUACUAAUACCAUUCAUGAUCACCUCCAGAGUGCUCAAGUAACCGGCUCUUAUUGGUCGUUGUGCCAAUACCCCACAAAGAUAAUCAUAUCCACAUGUGAUGCAUUGUCAAGUCUAAUUCCAUGGUAUGCACUAGGACGAAUGAAUAGGCUUCAAGAGCUGAAAAUUGAGAAGUGCAGUAGGAUGACAGAGGUAUUUGAAAAUGAAGGAAGUGGGGCUGGUACUUCAUUAACAAGUCUACCUCUACAAAACAUUAUUACUACUGUAGCUGUCCCUCAACUCUCCAACUUAAUAACUAUGAGUAUCUAUGGGUGUGACCUUCUUCAACAUAUAUUCACAUUCUUCACUCUUAAAACUCUCAGUCAUCUCAAAUAGUUGAAAGUAAAAGGAUGCGAGACAAUACAAGUGAUUGUAAAAGAAGAAAACAAAACGUCAUCAGAAGAAGAAGAAGUUGUGGUGUUUCCUAAUCUGGAGACGCUUGAACUUGACCGUCUACCAAAGCUCAAGAGUUUCUUCUUGGGAAUGAAUGACUUCCGAUGUCCCUCUUUGGUGAAUGUUAUGAUCAAUGAUUGCCCUCAAUGGGUGGCAUUUACAUCUGGUCAGUUGGAAACUCCAAAGCUCAAGUACAUACAAACAAGCUUUGGCAAACAUAGUCUUGAAAGUGGCUUUAACUUUCAGGUACGCAAACCUUUUUGUUUAAACUUAGAUUGAAA
Helianthus annuus (common sunflower) is the source of this 845-nucleotide messenger RNA. RefSeq lists its product as uncharacterized. NCBI's taxonomy places the organism in Eukaryota, Viridiplantae, Streptophyta, Magnoliopsida, Asterales, Asteraceae. The transcript is spliced from 2 exons. The record is from RefSeq and is a predicted model, not a curated record. Bases 64 to 507 code for a protein of 147 amino acids.